Messenger RNA from Trifolium pratense (red clover), 3299 nucleotides. Its product is annotated as CCR4-NOT transcription complex subunit 10. Gene Ontology annotation, biological process: negative regulation of translation; mRNA catabolic process. The record is from RefSeq and is a predicted model, not a curated record. Gene Ontology annotation, cellular component: CCR4-NOT complex. The transcript has 6 exons. The coding region runs from base 362 to 2920 and encodes 852 amino acids. NCBI's taxonomy places the organism in Eukaryota, Viridiplantae, Streptophyta, Magnoliopsida, Fabales, Fabaceae. Gene Ontology annotation, molecular function: protein binding.
AUUUAUUCAGACGAAAAAAAGAAAAUCAAAUUAUUAUUUAAAAAGAGAAAAAUAAAAAAUUCUACUCUCUUUCUAUCUGAACCAGGCAGCCCCAAUUCGGCGUAUAGGUUUUCAUUUCAAUCAUCACUCAUUCUUCUUCUCUAUCCAGACUACACACCAAUAGGGUUUUAUGUUUUUUUUUUUAUUUUUUUGCUUUUUCUUCUUAAUAACUUCGAUUUUAAUUAAUUAAAUGUAUUAAUUCAUAUUAUUAAGAUUCAAUUUCAAUUUUAGGUCUCUCUUCUAUAUUUCUCUCUCUAUCUUUCUUCCCCAAAACCCUUUUUCUGAACUUCGAUUUGUCUAAUUCUGAUUACUCGAUCUCGCUAUGGAAUCACGAGAUUUGACAUCUUCUUCUCCUUCUUCAACCACCAACCGUGACUCUCCUUCUUCCGCCACCGAACCUGACGACGCCGUUUUCGCUCUUGCCAAAGACGCUACUGUGCAUUAUCAAUCUGGAAAUUUCGUUGAAUGUGUUCAUGUUAUGAAUCAGAUUUUGCAGAAGAAACCUAAAGAUCCAAAGGUCCUUCAUAAUAUAGCAAUUGCGGAAUUCUUUCGAGAUGGUUGUUCUGAUCCCAGGAAGUUGCUUGAAGUAAUUUAUAGCAUCAAGAGAAAAUAUGACGAGCUUCCCCUGACUUCUGGGGAUCAAGGAGAGCCGGUUAACAAUGUUGCAAAUAAAGUUGCCUUGGGAUCCAAAGGAAGCAAUAACUCAGCACCACAGUUUUCAGGUGUAAAUAGCACCGACCCAAUGCAUCCAGAUGAAUUUGUCGCAGCGCUAAAUAUUGCCAUCAUCUGGUUCCAUCUUCAUGACUAUGCCAAGACGGUAUCAGUUUUGGAACCCCUAUUUCAAAAGAUCGACCCCGCCAUAACUGAUCAACAUAAAGUGGAUCUACAUGUCUGUCUCCUGCUGCUUGAUGCUAGCCUUGCUUGCCAUGAUGCAUCAAAAUCAGCUGAUGUGUUAACUUAUCUGGAAAGAACAUUUGGUGUUGGUGGUGCAAGUCAAACCGACAUUGGGAAUGCAACACAGCAACUAUCUUCAAAUCUAUCUACAAAGUCUGCACCUGGCACCAUCAGUGAAUCUGCUGCUGACCCAUCCAGUUCCGAUUUAGGGUCAAGUGCCAAUGCAUCUGAAAAUAAUCUAUCAAGAACUUUGUCUGAAGAAGGGCUAGAUUAUGAUGCCAUGUUUUUGGAUCAACAUUUAACUAUGCCAACGGGCCCUUCUCCAAAUGCGCUUCCUGACAUGGAUUUUUCUGUUGAUUUAAAGCUCAAGUUGCAACUUUGCAAGGUGCAGUUUCUGAUUCUUACUAGGAACCUGAAGAUAGCGAAAAGAGAAGUCAAGCUGGCUGUGAACACAUGUAAAAAAGAUUCAUCCAUGGCUCUGCUUUUGAAAUCUCAGCUUGAAUAUUCUCGUGGUAACCACCGCAAGGCAAUUAAGCUAUUGAUGGCAUCAAGUACUAGGACAGACAGUACUAUGACAGACACAGAGUUUUCGAACAUUUUUAACAACAAUCUUGGGUGCAUUUAUUAUCAGCUUGGGAAAUAUCAGACAUCCUCAUUCUUCUUCUCAAAGGCAUUAACUAGUUGUUCGUCCCUGCGGAAGGAGUCACAAUUAAAGCUGGCCACUUUCUCACAGGAUAAAUCUCUCCUUAUAAUUUAUAAUUGUGGUGUGCAACACUUGGCUUGUGGAAAGCCAAUACUGGCAGCUCGGUGUUUUCAGAAGGCAAGUUUGGUCUUCUACAAGCAGCCUCUCUUGUGGCUCCGACUCUCAGAAUGCUGUCUGAUGGCUUUAGAAAAGGGCCUAAUCAAAUCAUGUCGAGUUCCUUCAGAGAAGUUGGAGGUUGGAAUUUGCGUUGUUGGGUUUGAAAAAUGGAGGCAACUUGUUGUGGAAGAUCAAAUUCUAGGUAAUGGACACAUACAAUCCUCCAACGGGAGUGAUUAUUGUCCAAGCGAAGAUGGGCGGCUGAAGUUAUCGAUGUCCCUUGCUCGGCAGUGCCUCUUGAAUGCUCUUCACUUGCUGGACUCCUACAGUACAAAUCGUUUGAAGUCUGGUUUGCCCUCUAAUUCUUCUGUGGAGAAUGAUACAAGUGAAGUGUUGCCGUCAAAGAUUUCAAGUCGUAAAAACACACACGGCAUUGAUUCGAAGGCAUUUUCAGUAGCAGUAGGUUUAGGUCAAGUAAAUUCAAAUGGGGACACAAAAGAACAGAAGGGAGGAGCUAGUCAGGAACUUUUUCAGAACUCUCUGUCAUAUUAUGAAGAUCUCUGUAGAAGAGAUAAUCAAUUGGUCAAGCAAGCUGUUCUUGCUAAUUUAGCGUAUGUGGAGCUGGAAUUGGACAAUCCUGUGAAGGCACUUGCAGCUGCAAAAUCUCUCUUUGAACUUCCAGAAUGUUCCAGAAUUUACAUCUUUCUGGGACAUGUUUAUGCUGCAGAGGCACUUUGCUUGCUGAACAGACCAAAAGAAGCUGCUGAGUACUUAUCUUAUUAUCUGUCCGGGGGAAACAGUGUUGAAUUGCCAUUCAGCCAAGAGGACUGUGAUAAAUUGCGAGUUGAGAGGACUGUUGAAUUUGAAGAGGUAAAUGGAGGAUCCACUGCUGCCAAGAAUUCUUCUCUUCAGGAUACUCAAAGUAUUGUUUUCCUUAAGCCAGAGGAAGCACAGGCAACAAUUUAUGCAAACUUUGCUGUAAUGUCUGCAAUGCAGGGUGAAUUUGAGAAAGCCAAUAUAUUGGUUACACAGGCAUUGUCCAUGUGGCCCAACAGUCCAGAAGCUACACUGACUGCAGUUUAUGUGGAUCUCUUGCUUGGUAAGCAACAGGAAGCUCUAGCCAAACUAAAAAGUUGCAGCCGUAUUAGGUUCCUGCCCAGUGGAAUAACUUCAAAUAAAUCUUCUUGAGUGUUGUAUGCAUGGUUUUAUCAUUGUGCCUGGCCCACCUCAGCUUUAGUUAGCAGGUAGCUUAAUCCUUCCAUAGCAUUUGUAACAUAUAUAAGUUCAAUUCAGGGAAUAAUUUUUUUUUUUUUUUUUGUGAUUCAUUGUCCUUAUAAUUCUCAAAUUUAGGGGUCAGUUACAGGUGGAGGCUGUGUUUUGGUUAGUGUUAGUGCCCACCUUUGAAAAAUUGAGGUGUAGAUCUGAUUCGGAUUGUGUUUUUAUUUUCUAGAGGCUAAUUUAGUUGAUAUUCAAGAAUAGAGGUCAUGUGCUUAUAUUGAAAAAACCAAAAAAGUGGAUAGUUGUUUUGGAAUUCCAUUUUUAAUCUGCGGGAGUUCUCUCUUUCUAA